AUAACUAUUUUGUCCGACUGGUUUUGCCGUAUAACUCCAUUUGCAGAGCUACUUCCGUGUACGUUUUGGUUAGCGCUUCGCUGAAUAAUUCUUCUAAAAUUAAUAUUGCGGGUCAUGGAGCCUGGACACAGUGGCUCCAAACGCUGAUUUACAAGACUAAAACAUCAUUGAUGUAAUCCUCGUGUCCUUAUAAACUCGAGUCGGGCGCGUUUAAGCCUCUCGAGGUGGGUUAGCUUAGCUUGUAGCUGCAAACGAGGAGACGCGUUUGUUAUUGACACUUCGGUGUAAGCAGAGAGCAAGUGUUGCGGUGGGUGAAGUGUGGCAAUGUGUGCCACCAGUGUCAAGAAGGAGUACGAAGAACAGCUUUGUCGAUUAAAAGAGGAGAACGGGGGUCAACGUCUGCUGUUGGACGCUGGUAUUAAGACGGCUCGACUUGGGUCUCACAGAGCAGACGUCAAUAAAAAUAUUUUUCAUGAGCGGCAGGCCUCCGAGUGCCCUUGCAUUAAAGUGGAAGUGGAGGAGGAACCCCCCGACAUUACAAAUGAAACACGGACAGGACGCCCCUCGGCGGCGCGAUCAGAACGUGACGACAUCACAGCGCACUCUUUUGACACUGAUGAAGACUCUAAAGGUUUUGGAAAAAAGUCUGAUUACACUGGAACCACAAACAAGGUCGGCACGGGAUGUGGAAAUAAAGACCAAACUGACACAGAACAUUUCAUAGAAAUCUCGGAAAGUACUGGUAGCGACCCGAUGGAUCCAUCCACCUCCCCUAAAGAAUCAUCAUCUGUGUGUGAAAUUAACACCGAGCAGCCCGUUUGUCUUGCCCGUGAAAUAUUAGAUAAAGAACAACGACAUGAGGAAGAAGCAGAUUCCUUCUCCUACACUGAAGAGAAUUUUGCGUGUGAAACGAACACAGAGCACCAGAGUUCUCUGUCCCUGGAAAUGUUGGAUGCAGAAAAACAUCAAGCAGAAGAUUCCUUUUCUUACACGGAAGAGGCUUUUAUGUGUCAAAUGCACAAGCCGCGGUCUGCAGAGAGCUUCCACAGCAGAGAGCUGCCGCAGCAUCAGAGGGAUCUCAUUGUUGAAAGGUACCAGUCGGGAGAGGGCUACAAAAGAAUUUCCAAGGGAUUGAAUAUCCCGUGGAACACGGUGAAGAGCGUCAUCGUCAAGUGGAGGAAAAACGGCACGACGGUCCCGUUGCCAAGAACUGGACGUCCUUCCAAAAUUGACGAAAAGACAAGAAGAGAAUUGGUCAGGGAGGCCGUUAAGAGGCCGACGGCGACGCUGAAGGAGCUGCAGGAGUUUCUGGCGAGUACUGGCUGUUCAGUACACGUGACCACAAUUUCCCGUCUUCUUCACAUGUCUGGACUAUGGGGAAGGGUGGCGAGAUAAGGUGCGGAACCAGUGUCUGGCUUUCGGGUUCGUGCAGACGUGUUUCUUGUUUCUUUUUUUUUUUUUUUGAUUCGGGUCGAUUGGACAGAGAUCAGGUCCCCUAAUUGCGGACCUUUUAAGAGAAGACCUGUAAAUACAGCGAGAGAGAAGGGGAAAAAAAGCCCAUCUCGCUUCUUCCGGCCACCACGCGAUGACAAUUAAUAAUAAGCAAUGAAUAAAUAAAUCAUGUGCUCGCACUAUCAAGUAAGGGUUAACUGGCAUUUUGUUUGAUCAUUUUCUCCUCUUUCUGUUUGUAAGGAAAAUCAGAAAAAUUGGAGUUUGGUUGCGUUUCUCGUCAGAUUAUAUUUAACUACUGUUCAAACGAGAAAUGUUUUGGUUUUUUUUGGGACUGAUUCAUCCGGAAGUCUUUUGAAUGAGAUAUACAUGAUAAAAAGGACUAAUAUUGUGAAUAAAACAUUUGUGUUACAAGUUAAGCAUGUCAGUGACUGCUUGUGACUUGAGGAAGGAAGUUUUGUCCCGGGGACCCAAUGAGGGGUGUGCACAUUUUUGCAAUGAGGUUGUAUCUUUCAAUUUCUGCCUUUAAAACAAUUUGUAGAAGUUUAGGUCACAAAGGUGGAAAAGGUUUUCAAAUGAUUCAUCUUGUCAUUUUAUAUUUAAAAUAAAUGACAUUUGAACUCA
Messenger RNA from Syngnathoides biaculeatus (alligator pipefish), 2073 nucleotides. RefSeq lists its product as uncharacterized. Gene Ontology annotation, molecular function: DNA binding. NCBI's taxonomy places the organism in Eukaryota, Metazoa, Chordata, Actinopteri, Syngnathiformes, Syngnathidae. The record is from RefSeq and is a predicted model, not a curated record. The transcript has 7 exons. The coding region runs from base 325 to 1395 and encodes 356 amino acids. Gene Ontology annotation, biological process: DNA transposition; DNA integration.